GUCUGCCCGACGCCCCAUCAUGACCCAGGACUCGUGGCUGCUGCUGGCCAGCAUGGCGCUGCUGGCCCUGGCCGUGGCGCUGUGGCUGUGGGGGACCUCUAGGACGCCGUUGUCCUCUGCCUCAGCGGGGGGACCAGGUGGAGGGCACUUCCUCCACAAGGGCCUCCCUCCCGGGCCCCGUGGUCUCCCCUUCCUGGGGAACCUGCUGGAUCUGGGCCAGGACCAUCUGCCCUCCCACCUGACGCGGCUGGCCCGGAGGUACGGCCCCGUCUACACCCUGACCUGCGGCAGCUCCACGCUGGUGGUUCUGAACAGCAGCGACGUCAUCAAGGAGGCGCUGGUUAGGAAAUGGUCCGACUUCGCUGGCCGGCCCAUCUCAUACACAGGCUCCCUGGUCUCCGGGGGGGGGCGCUCCAUCUCGCUGGGCGACUACAGCGAGGAGUGGAGGGUUCAGCGCCGCCUGGUGCACCAGACCCUGCAGCGCUACUCACACAGCAGCCUGCAGGCCCUGGUGCGGAGACAGGCCCUGGCCCUCAGAGAGGUUCUGAUUGGGUACAACGGCCGUGCGGUCGAUCUCGCAGAGGAUUUCACCGUGGCAGCCAGUAACGUCAUCACAACGCUGACGUUUGAAAAAGAAUAUGGGAAGGAGUCUGAGGAACUGCAACAACUGCACAGCUGCCUCAACAACAUCGUGUCUCUCUGGGGAUCCCCGUGGAUAUCAGCUCUGGACUCCUUCCCCCUGCUCAGAAAAUUGCCAAAUCGUCCAUUCUCCCGUCUUCUGAAAGAGGUGGCGAGGAGAGAUGACAUCAUAGGAAGACACAUCAAGGAAUACAAACUGCGAGACAACCAAUCAGAGGACAGCAUCACCAGCUCUCUGCUCAAAGGCAUCGAACAAAGUAUUGGAUCUGAAGACGGUGUGCGGCUGACGGACACCCACCUCCACAUGGCCACGGUGGACCUGCUGAUCGGGGGCACGGAGACCACCGCCGCCUGGCUCAGCUGGACCCUGGCCUUCCUGCUGCACCGGCCACAGGUGCAGACACAGGUGUAUGAGGAGAUGUGUGGGGUGCUGGAGGGGCGGUACCCCCAGUACAGCGACAGGCCCCGCCUCCCGGUGCUGGGGGCGGUGAUCAGCGAGGUGCUGAGGCUCCGCCCCGUGGCCCCCCUCGCCGUCCCCCACCGCGCCCUCAGGGACAGCAGUAUUGCAGGGUACUUCAUCCCUAAGGACACAGUGAUCAUUCCCAACCUGUUCGGAGCUCACCACGACCCUUCUGUGUGGAGCGAGCCCAACAGCUUCAGACCAGAGCGCUUCCUGGAGGGGGGCGGCGGCCGCGCCCGCGACCUGCUGGCCUUCGGGGGCGGGGCCCGUCUGUGUCUGGGCGAGACGGUCGCCAGGACGGAGCUCUUCCUGUUCACCGCCUACCUGCUGCGGGACUUCCUGUUCCUCCCCGGGGGAGAGGGGGCGGGUCUACCGGACCUGGAGGGGGAAGCCAGCGUGGUGCUGAAGGUCAAGUCCUACAAGGUCAUCGCGGUGCCCCGCCCCCUGGAGACGGACCUCGCCGUGGGACCCCCUAACCAGCAGAGCGGCGACACUGCGCUAUAAUGAGGCUUCAUGGUCUUGAUCCUGGCUGUGAAGGUUGUUACGUCUAACCCUAGGGCCCGUAGGGAUCUCCCCGUGGGUAGGAAUCCGUAGGAAUCUCUCACUCAUGACGUUAUCACUCUCAUGAUGUUAUCAUUCGUUUUUUUAUCAUUCGAGCGUAGCCGCUAUGUUGAGCGGCUACGCUCGAAUGAUAAAACAACGAAUGAUAACAUCAUGAGUGAAGCAGACCUUAAAAAGGGAAACCACCCGAACAUUCACCCUGUUAGUGGAAAUGAAACAAAAAGCUGUGCUUCCCUGAACAUAAGUUGUUGAUAUUAGUAUCGAUUAUUAUUUUGAAUUUCCUUGGAGAACCAUUUGUGUUGGGGUGAAGGAUUGUAAGAUGGAGGAGUGGGACCUCGUGUGGGUCCAGGGGUAGGACUACCUCUUGAUCUCCUGGGUCAAAGACAUCAUGGAGAGCAAACCACGGAGAUAGCCAGCAUGCUAGCACAGAUGGUUACAGCUUACCAUCGUUUAAUAAGAUUCUUUAAGAACUACUAGAAAAAAGUAUUGGUUAUUGUUUGUAAGCUAUCAACAUUCUAGAUCAGGAAUUUGUUUCUUAGGUGUGGAAAUAGGCCUAUGUGCGUAUUGAGUUUACUCAUGCAUUAAUCUAUAAUCCAACGCAAAUUUAGAAGCGUUAUUUCCAAAACAUGAUAUUCAAAUAUGUCUCCAUUUCACAGAGUGCAAACAGAGUGUGUUCAACAGAGUGUGCAGAGUGUGCAGCUGAUUUCUCACUUCCCAAUGUCGCCCCUCUGUGAAGGAAAAUAAAACGGUGGAAAAGUUCUGACAAAAGAUGGAUUUACUUACUACUACUUUACUUUAUGUGAGAUAACAUUUGCCUCCAUAUGAUUUGAGUAUGGUUUCUCGGUCAUUCGCUAUAACACAAUGAUUUGAAACCCUCCUCACCACAUUAAGAGGUGAAGGCUGGCAUGGAAAACUUGUUUUGCAAUCAGAAAAACGUGUAUGUUGUAAUGUGGUUGCCCCUUUGACAAAACUGAACGCCUUCACUUCCUGAACACAGCAGUUGGAUGAGUGAUGAACCACGAAGACUACUACACGAUUGAAAGAAGAAAGAUGUGUUCCUUACCACUUCUAGGACUUUAUACUUUUAUCCGGAUGACUUACGGACUUCAAACUGGUAACAGCAAACAAUACCAAUGUAGCAAAUAAUGUGUUGAUUAUAUUUAAAUGUAUUAAGAAUAAAAUAUGUAUUAUGCAUUCA
This is a messenger RNA of Gadus morhua (Atlantic cod), 2858 nucleotides long. It is a transcript of the gene cyp21a2, whose product is annotated as cytochrome P450, family 21, subfamily A, polypeptide 2. The transcript has 12 exons. The record is from RefSeq and is a predicted model, not a curated record. NCBI's taxonomy places the organism in Eukaryota, Metazoa, Chordata, Actinopteri, Gadiformes, Gadidae. Gene Ontology annotation, molecular function: iron ion binding; steroid 17-alpha-monooxygenase activity; heme binding. Gene Ontology annotation, biological process: hormone biosynthetic process; progesterone metabolic process. The coding region runs from base 20 to 1603 and encodes 527 amino acids.